AUGGAUAGUGCUCUAGGAACUGGAACUCAAAAGAUCGAAAAAAGAGUUGGCGGUAGUGCUGGCAACACUCUCGCAGUUUUGUCUCAAUUUCCUAUGACAAAGACUUGGCUUAUGGCUCCUAUGGCUUCUAAAGAGGCUUCAAAAUUUUUAAUCCAAGAUUUCGAAUCACGUAAUAUUAAGACUACAAUUUGCGCAUUUAGGUCUAAUGUACAACAUCCUCAGGUCACAUACUUUAUUCAUACUGAAGAUGAAAACUCAAGAACUGUUGUAAAUUAUAACAGUAUCAAAGAAUUAACAUUCGAAGAAUUCAAAAGAAAGUUCGAGUUUGCUUGUACUGUCGAAAUAGCUUCUUUAAAUUCUUCAAUGCCUUACAAUUGGGUUCAUCUUGAAGGCCACAAUAGAGAGGCGAAAAAAAUGAUUGAUUAUAUCGAUUCAAGAAUUUGGAGGAAUAAAGCUAUUAUAAGUGUUAGAUUAGAAAGACCUUAUAAAAAAGGUUUAGAAACUUUAAUACAAAAAGCUGACGUUAUAUUCUUUUCCCACAUCUUUGCUGAAAGUAAAGGAUAUAAUCGUGAUGGUGCUUAUGACUUUUUAAAAGUUAUGAGUCGAUUUUGUAAAGAUACUGCCUAUUUAUUUUGUACUUGGGGAACAUACGGAGCAUUGUGUUUUCACAAUAAAACCAAAAGAAUUUAUUCUGCUUCUGCAUUACAAGUACCAGUUGUAGUCGAUAGUAUAGGUGCAGAUGAUACAUUCAUCGCCUGUGCGAUAUAUGGUUUAGCUCAAAGAAUUGGACUAUUAAGAAAACGUAAGACUCGAAAAGAGUCUAAUAUAAAUAAUAAGAUAGACAGUGGUUUUGGUUUUCUUCCAGAUGAAAUUCAAUAUGAUGACUUUGAUAAUAAUGAUAAUGAUGAUAUAUUUACUCACAAUAUUGAUAAUAAUGAUAAUGAUGAUAUAUUUACUCACAAUAUUGAUAGUAUUAAUAGUAAUACUGGCAGUAUGAGGUCGUUUAGAAGUAAUUCCAGAAAAAGGCAAUGA
Molecule: messenger RNA, 1032 nt
Organism: Dentiscutata erythropus
Lineage: Eukaryota; Fungi; Glomeromycota; Glomeromycetes; Diversisporales; Gigasporaceae
Source: the annotation of a GenBank genome assembly